CUGCUGGGAAGAAAGGUCAGGAAUCGCUGGCAGUAGAAGACGAGGAUUUGCUGCUUGAAGAAAGAUUAUCGCUAUGAGCAGCUAACGAACAGUAAUGACCGAACCUUAAAAGAAACCUGUACGGCUGUGGCUGUGACACAGAAAGAAAGUCACAAGAAGCUGGUUUUCGUGUGAUUUCUGACCCCGCCGUCUCUCUGACUGGCGAACAGCCGCAUUGUUAUUGUUUUCGCUUCAUCUGGCGGCCGCAUAAACACUACUCUCCCCCGGCUGAGGCAGGGGUCCGGACUGCCUGAGUGAUGUGUUUCUGUCCGACCCGGGAAGAUGGAUGAGAAAUCCAACGGCAGCGGCGGCCACCACCGGCUGCUGAUCGUUCUGCUCAUGGUGUUGCUCUUCGGCGUCAUCAUGAUCCAGUACGUGUGUCCGAGUAGGUCCGAGUGCCAGAUGCUCCACCAGCUGGGGUCCUGGUUUAACGGUGCAACUGGUUCCCGGGGCGGCGGCGGUGAAAUCCAGGACGGGCUUCAAAAGGAUCCGUACAUCGCAGAAGACGGCGCUCUGGCUCGCUUUGUCCCUCGCUUCAACUUCACCAAAGCGGACCUGAAUCGCGUGGUAGACUUCAACAUCAAGGGGGAUGAUGUGAUCGUGUUUCUGCACAUCCAGAAGACCGGUGGCACCACUUUUGGUCGACACCUGGUGCGGAAUAUUCAGCUGGAGAGGCCCUGCGAGUGCCACGCAGGUCAGAAGAAGUGUACCUGUUUCCGGCCAGGUAAGAAGGAAACCUGGCUCUUCUCCCGGUUCUCCACCGGCUGGAGCUGCGGGCUUCAUGCGGACUGGACGGAGUUGACCAGCUGUGUCCCGUCACGGAUGGACUCCCGAGAGGCUCCCAAGAACCUGCCCAGUAGGAACUAUUAUUACAUAACCAUCCUACGAGACCCAGUGUCACGCUACCUGAGCGAGUGGCGUCACGUGCAGCGUGGUGCUACAUGGAAGGCUUCUUUACAUGUGUGUGAUGGACGCUCACCAACACUGUCAGAGCUGCCAAGCUGCUACUCAGGAGACGACUGGUCGGGUUGUUCGCUGCAGGAGUUCAUGGACUGCCCCUACAACCUGGCUAACAACCGGCAGACUCGCAUGCUGGCUGACCUCAGCCUGGUGGGCUGCUACAACGUCUCUGCCAUGAGUGAGGAGGAGCGCUGGGCAGUACUUCUGGAGAGCGCCAAACGCAACUUGCGAGGCAUGGCCUUCUAUGGACUGACCGAGUAUCAGCGUAAGACCCAGUAUCUGUUUGAGCGAACCUUUAAUUUGGAGUUCAUUGCACCGUUCACACAGCUCAAUGGCACACGUGCCUCCAGUGUUGAGGUUCCUCCGGAGACGCAACACAGAAUUCGGCAACUAAACCGAUGGGACGUGGAGCUGUAUGAGUAUGCCCGUGACCUUUUCCUGCAGCGAUUCCAGGUGGCGAGGCAGCAGGAGCGCAGGCAGGCCAGGGAGAGGCGACAACAGGAGAGGAGGCGACUCCGUGGAAGGCUCGCAACAAAGCAAGGAAGACAGCCGAAGCCCACAGAAACACUGCGUUUGACCAACAGUCAUCCUGCUGUAACCGAGGAGCAGCAGAGGGAGAAGGCAGCUGAAGACAGCGUGGAGUCAGAAGUGCUACUUCCAGACUGGUGGGAUCUGGAUGAGAAUAGCACCAUGGACGACUACAUAGACAAUGUAGAACAGUGGUAGUGACGGGAAUCAACUGUAGGGUGUCUUAAUACUAAGUGUGCCAAGUUCUGCCUUGUCUGUUUUCAUCAAGUAUUUUUAGUAUAUGCCUUCCACCUUUUUUUUCACCAUGAACUGUUUUAAAUGACACAUUAAUUUAUUGAUACUGAUUGUAUUUCUUUGCCACAACUGACAUUAAUAAUGGGUGCAUUUUCUUGACAGACACAAAGACAAGUCUAGCUACCUGGAAUCCUGUACCUUUUGAUGACACUAGCCUUUUACCUGGACGUUCAGCACAUCUGAACUCUUGUAAUGUAGCUUGAAACAACGGGGGAUUUAUUUUAAAUUUUACAAAAAAAAUACAAUGUAAUGUGUUUUUUAUUUAAAAAAUCUACUAUUUGUGAAUAACAAUCUAUAUGUUUGCCAAAUUGUUGUCUUGUAUGAAAUGUGUACAUUCUGAAAUGUACCUGUUUUAAGUGUCUUUUCGGUAACAGUUAAGGAGAAUGGAGUUUUCAUAGAUACCUCAAUGUGUAGCAUUAACUGCUAAUGUUUGAAAAACUACCGAAUGUGUCUGUUUUUAUAUAAAAUUGCUUUUACAUUUA
Messenger RNA from Acanthochromis polyacanthus (spiny chromis), 2303 nucleotides. RefSeq names its product heparan sulfate 6-O-sulfotransferase 2 (gene hs6st2). The record is from RefSeq and is a predicted model, not a curated record. The transcript is spliced from 2 exons. The coding region runs from base 322 to 1725 and encodes 467 amino acids. NCBI's taxonomy places the organism in Eukaryota, Metazoa, Chordata, Actinopteri, Pomacentridae. Gene Ontology annotation, molecular function: heparan sulfate 6-sulfotransferase activity. Gene Ontology annotation, cellular component: membrane.